Colletotrichum destructivum is the source of this 1087-nucleotide messenger RNA. RefSeq lists its product as uncharacterized. The record is from RefSeq and is a predicted model, not a curated record. The coding region runs from base 314 to 703 and encodes 129 amino acids. Gene Ontology annotation, cellular component: Vps55/Vps68 complex; endosome. The transcript is spliced from 2 exons. Gene Ontology annotation, biological process: late endosome to vacuole transport via multivesicular body sorting pathway. Lineage: Eukaryota; Fungi; Ascomycota; Sordariomycetes; Glomerellales; Glomerellaceae.
CCUACCCAGCCUACCCAGCCGCGAUCCACGACGACCCGAUCAAUCCCACUACCACGAAGCUUCCAUACCACCGCCAAUCGACAAGUUCCUGCCUUCAGAUCAUCGACGCUCGAAGUCCCGCACUGCUUCGCUGAAUUUCCACCCCUCACAUAAUUAAUUUGCAGCAUCCCCCUCGACGGGGCUCUCGACGCCGAAUCUCUCUGUCUUUCAAGGACCCGACACCCCGUCCGAAACAAGCACCACCGAGACACACGACACACAAACACGCACGCACACACAUACACCACCCACAUCCCCCUCCCCAACAGCCAAGAUGCCGACCGCCGGGCUCAAGACCAUCAUUGCCCUUUCCUUCGUCCUCGCCGUCGGGUUCCUUCUCGUCAUCCUGUCGUGCGCCCUCUGGAAGGUCUACUACCCGCUCCUCGUCGUCGCCACCUACGUGCUGGCCCCGAUCCCCAACUGGAUCUGCUCGCGGUGCGCCAACCCGGAUGACUUCGUCGAGGGCUCCGGCGCCGCCGUGCUGGACCUCGGCCGCUUCUGCACCGGCUUCUUGGUGGUCAUGGGAAUCGCCCUCCCCGUCGUCCUCGCCCACUCCAACCUCAUCCAGAUCGAGGCCAUGGUCAUGUCGAUAAUCGGCGGUCUUCUCAUCUACGGAACCAUCAUCAGCUUCGGCAUGUUUUUUCAGGAGGAGCAGGAGUUCUAACUGAGAGCGUGAGAGAGAGAGAGAGAGAGAGAGAGAGAUAGGACACGACGACCCAGAAGGCAUGAAACCCCGCCAGCCUCCAAACGAGUAGAGGAGUGGCAGCGGCUGCUACAACAGCGAGGUCAGACGGAGAUUACGCAUUUCAUCCAAGAUUGGCGGCGGGCCUGUACAAUACGACAACGGUGUCGGAAUAACGAAGGCGCUCUCGGGUCUGGGAAUCCGGCGUGGGAAAGAAGUGUUUGGAUCGCUUUGGGCUUCAUAUUUUACAUCCAGCAUCAUGCCGUCAGACGGAGCGUUUCACUCUUUCGCUUUGAUACGCAAGGAAGAAAGAAACACUUAAUUUUGAUGACAUUGUGGGGAAUUCGAUCCCAAAGUCAUUUUGUC